This is a messenger RNA of Trametes versicolor FP-101664 SS1, 1074 nucleotides long. Its product is annotated as GroES-like protein. The transcript has 4 exons. The coding region runs from base 1 to 1074 and encodes 357 amino acids. Gene Ontology annotation, biological process: alcohol metabolic process. Gene Ontology annotation, molecular function: zinc ion binding; alcohol dehydrogenase (NADP+) activity. Lineage: Eukaryota; Fungi; Basidiomycota; Agaricomycetes; Polyporales; Polyporaceae. The record is from RefSeq and is a predicted model, not a curated record.
AUGUCCAGCUCGCUCCAAUUCAAAGGUUAUGCGCUUACGGAUCCAUCCUACUGGUCCGACCUCAAGGUGGUAGAGUUCAAGCCGAAGAACUUCCAGCCAGAGGACAUCGAGAUUUCGAUCACCCACUGCGGCGUAUGUGGCUCAGACCUCCACACACUCACGCAAGGCUGGGGAGAAUCCAAGCUGCCGCUCAUCGCGGGCCACGAGAUCGUCGGCACUGUGACGCGCGUAGGGGACAGGGUGACGGGGUUCAAGCCGGGAGACAGAGUGGGAGUCGGCGCGCAAAUUGGAGCGUGCUUGAACUGCAAACGCUGCGACGCGAACUACGAGAACUACUGCCCGGAACAGAUCGACACAUACAACGCGGAAUACCCCGACGGUGUUGUCACCCAGGGAGGAUACGCUACUGCUAUCCGCGCGCACGAGCGCUUCGUGUUCGCUAUACCGAAGAAUCUGGAGUCGCGUCACGCUGCCUCGAUGCUCUGCGCAGGCCUGACCGUCUACUCUCCGUUGAAGACCAACGGCGCCGGCCCGGGUAAGACUGUUGGUAUCAUCGGGAUUGGUGGCCUCGGACACUACGCCGUUCUGUUCGCUAAGGCUCUCGGCGCCGAUGUCUACGCCUUCACACACGAUGCGACCAAAGUCAAGGACAUCAAGCAGAUGGGUGCUCAUCACGUCAUCAACACCUCCGAGCAGAAGGAUUUCGCCAAGAGCCUCGCAGGCGAAUUCGACAUCAUCAUCUCCACCCUCGACAGCUACAGCCCAGAAACGCCGCUGGCCGACUUCCUCUCGAUGCUGGUCGUGCACGGCAAGCUCAUCACGGUCGGAAUCCCCGACGCGGACAACCCGCUUCCGCCCAUCCAUCCAUUCGAUCUGAUGUCGAGCGGCGCGCUUCUCGGCGGCAGCCACAUCGGAAGCAAGAAGGAGUGCAUUGAGAUGCUGCAGCUUGCCGCGGAGAAGGGGGUCAAGCCGUGGAUUGAAGAGCUCCCGAUGAAGGAAGUCGGGAAGGCCCUGCGUAGUCUCGGCGACAACAAGGUCCGGUACCGGUAUGUGCUCACGCAGGAUCUGGUAUGA